AUGGGAUGGCUUUGGUUGUUGCUGCUUUACAUCCACAUGCUACCACCCGCAUUUGCUGGAGGCACCACCCGAGUCUAUUACCUGGGGAUCUGCGAGGUGGACUGGGACUAUGCCCCAACAGGGAAGAACGUGCUCGCCAAUCAAAGCAUCGCGCAUAGCCCCAAGGCCUCCACAUUCCUCCAGCCUGGCAAAGACAGAGUGGGAAGCACGUACAAGAAAUCUGUCUAUAAGCAAUACACAGACUCCACGUACACGGCUGAGAUUCCCAAACCUGGCUGGCUGGGGUUCCUUGGGCCCGUCAUCCGAGCAGAAGUGGGGGAUACCAUUAAAGUACACCUAAAAAAUUUUGCUAGUCGACCAUAUACAAUUCAUCCUCAUGGUGUUUUCUACGAAAAGGACUCUGAAGGAUCCCUGUAUCCUGAUAUGUCCCCCCAGAAUCAGAAGAAGGAUGAUGCUGUUUUCCCAGGAGGAAAUUACACCUAUACUUGGACUGUCCCUGAAGAUCACAGCCCAACUGCUGAUGAUCCAAACUGCUUGACCUGGAUCUACCACUCUCAUAUUGAUGCACCGAAGGACAUUGCCUCUGGAUUAAUUGGGCCAUUACUUACAUGCAGAAAAGGAACGCUCACUGGCAGCUCUCAAAGACGCCAGGAUGUGGACAUUGAUUUCUUUCUAAUGUUCAGUGUGGUGGAUGAGAACCUCAGCUGGUACCUAGAUGAGAACAUAGCAUCAUUCUGCACAGAUCCAGGCUCAGUAGACAAAGAAAGUGAGGAAUUCCAAGAGAGCAACAAAAUGCACGCUAUUAAUGGUUAUGUGUUCGGGAACCUCCCUGAGGUGACAAUGUGUGCUGGGGAUCACGUUUCAUGGCACCUCUUUGGGAUGGGCAAUGAAAUUGAUGUUCAUACAGCCUACUUCCAUGGAGAAAUGCUAAAUAUUCGAGGCCAUAGGACAGAUGUGGCCAGCCUCUUCCCAGCCACUUUUGUUACAGCAGACAUGAUCCCUAGUAACCCCGGGAGAUGGCUUCUGAGCUGUCAGAUCAAUGAUCACAUACAAGCUGGGAUGGGGGCACUCUACGAAGUCCGGACCUGCUCUCGGCAAGCUCCAGCAUCCACCCUGCAAGGAAGAGUUCGGAAGUACUACAUAGCUGCAAAGGAGGUGCAGUGGGACUACGGACCCUCAGGGCUUGACCAAAGCAGUGGGAAACAGCUGAGUGAGGCAGGCAGCCCUGCUGAGCAGUUUUUCAAGCAUAGCCCCUAUAGAAUUGGGGGAGUCUAUUGGAAAGCAAAGUAUGUGGAAUAUACGGACGAGAGCUUCCGUGAGGAAAAACAGCAAUCAGAAGAAGAAAAACACCUUGGGAUACUUGGUCCAGUGAUCAAAGCUGAAGUUGGAGACACCAUCCUGGUGACAUUUUUUAACAAAGCCUCCUGGCCUUUCAGCAUCCAGCCUCACGGAGUGUCCUAUGGGAAGGCGUGGGAAGGGAUGCGCUACCAUGAUGGUCUGUCCCAGAACGGAGUUUCUGUCGCACCACUGCACAACUUUACGUACCGCUGGGCUGUGCCAACGCAUGCUGGUCCCAUGCCCAGUGACCCUCCCUGCCUCACCUGGAUGUACAGCUCGGCUGCCAACCCUGUCAGAGACCCCAGCUCAGGCUUGGUAGGGCCUCUGGUCAUCUGCAAACCGGGCACUUUGGAUGACAACAACAAACAGAAAGGGAUGGACAAAGAAUUUUACCUUCUCUUCAGCGUGUUUGAUGAGAACCUCAGCUGGUAUUUAAAUGCAAACAUAAAGUACUAUUUGAGGAUGGAAGAGACUUCUAUGAGGAAGGACGAUGGCUUUGAAGAGUCAAACAAGAUGCACGCCAUCAAUGGAUUUAUGUUUGGUAACUUGCCUGGGCUGAGUAUGUGUGAAGGAGACAACGUGUCCUGGCACCUCCUGGGCUUGGGCAGUGAAGCAGAUGUACACGGAGCUGUGUUUCAGGGAAACACCCUGCAGAUGAAUGGGAUGCGGAGAGAUUCAACCAAUCUGUUCCCUCACACGUUUGCCACAGCCUUCAUGCAACCUGAUAACGAGGGGACUUUCGAGAUCUACUGCCAGACGAGCAAUCACUACCAGGCUGGGAUGAGGGAACGCUACUCCGUUUCCAAGUGUGGAAAAAGAGAUCCUGCCCCUCAGUACCAGGGGGUGCGGACGUAUUACGUGAUGGCAGAGGAGGUGGUGUGGGACUACGCGCCUGACCGGAGCUGGGAGAGGGAGCGGCACAACCAUUCCACAGAGAGCUACGCCAAUGUAUUUUUGAGCAACGAGAAUGGACUGCUGGGGUCCAGGUACAAGAAAGCAGUUUACAGGGAGUACACCGAUGGGACUUUCCAGACCCCCAAGGCCAGGAUAAACGGUGAUGAGCACCUGGGAAUACUAGGUCCUUUUCUGUGGGCAGAAGUGGGGGAUAUUCUGAACAUCGUGUUUAAGAACAAUGCCACGCGACCUUACUCCAUUCAUGCACACGGGGUGCUGGAGAAGGGGGCAGGACAGCCGCAAGUGGCAAACCCUGGUGACAUUGUGACGUACCGAUGGGAAGUUCCUGAGAGGUCUGGUCCAGGAUCAAAUGAUUCAGCCUGUGUCCCUUGGAUCUACUACUCUGUGGUGGACCCAGUAAAGGACAUGUACAGCGGCCUGAUUGGACCCCUGAAGAUCUGCCGGAGAGGGGCACUGCAGCCUGAUGGGAUCAGGAGGGAUGUAAAGAGAGAGUUUGCUCUGCUCUUCCUGGUUUUUGAUGAAAAUCAGUCCUGGUACUUGGAGGAGAAUGUGGAGCGUUACAGUAAGGGAAAUUCCAAGGAGAUCAACCUGCUGGAUCACAGUUUUGUGGAAAGCAACAAAAUGCAUGCAAUCAACGGGAGGCUCUAUGCGAACGUGCCUGGCCUGACCAUGUUCCAGGGAGAGUGGGUGAACUGGUACCUACUGGGAAUGGGUCAGGAGAUCGAUAUCCACACAGUCCAUUUUCAUGCUGAGACCUUCAUAUACAAGAAUGGCAAAAGCUACAGAGCAGAUGUUGUGGAUCUGUUCCCUGGGACCUUUGAAAUGGUGGAGAUGUUGGUUGGGAACCCUGGGACGUGGCUGCUUCACUGCCACGUGUCUGAUCAUAUUCACGCUGGCAUGGAGAUAGUCUUCACAGUCUUGCCCAGACCAGGUGGGGAGCUUCUAAUUGUGUUUGCAUUGCCUGGGUUGCCACCUGAGGAUGCAGACGAGUCCCAGAAGAUCACGCUUUUUGGAGCUAAGUUGGCUCAAGGGCAGAUAGAGGCCACAGUCAUCGCUCUAACUGUUGUAGGAAUUGUAUUCUUCCUGGUCGUCUGCUUCCUCGUGGGAGUGAUCAUCUAUCUGGAGAGACAGAAGAGGUUACGACGCAAUCGGAGGUCCAUCCUGGAUGAUGGAUUCAAACUCAUGUCUAAAAAGAAUGCGGCGCUAUAA
Molecule: messenger RNA, 3462 nt
Organism: Apaloderma vittatum (bar-tailed trogon)
Lineage: Eukaryota; Metazoa; Chordata; Aves; Trogoniformes; Trogonidae
Gene: HEPH
Product: hephaestin
Exons: 20
Coding region: 1-3462 (1153 amino acids)
Biological process (GO): iron ion transport
Cellular component (GO): plasma membrane
Molecular function (GO): copper ion binding; oxidoreductase activity
Source: RefSeq, a predicted model, not a curated record